AUGAUUAAGAAGCAGGAAGAGCGGGGUGCCUUGCAGGGCUUCCGAUUUCAUCCUCAAGGAGGUAGUAUUUCACACUUGUUCUUCGCCGAUGAUUCGGUUAUAUUUUGCAAAGCUAAUGAACGUGAGGCUAGGUGCUUGAAAAAUAUUCCAGUUGACUAUGAGAAUGGGUCAGGUCAGUGUAUUAAUUUUGAUAAAAGUUCCCUCUUGUUUGGGAAAAAAUGCCCAGCUCGUGUCCGGAAGCAAGUGGGAGAAAUAUUACAGGUACAACAAAAGGAUGGGUUCGGACGAUAUUUGGGCCUCUCUGCAGAUUUUGGUGCGUCAAAACAGCGGGUCUUUGAGGAGGUACGCAACAAAAUUAAUGCCAAGCUUAUAGGGUGGUCUGAACAAUAUUUAUCGCAAGCUGGGAAGGAAGUGCUAAUCAAAGCCGUGGCCAUGGCUAUGCCGAAUUAUGUUAUGUCAUGUUUUCAGUUACCCAUUAAUUUAUGCAAGGAGAUUGAGAGGGAGAUCAUUCGGUAUUGGUGGAAGGGGCACAAGGAGCAUAAGGGUAUCCACUGGGUUGGUUGGCAACGUCUCAGUAUGUUGAAAGAAGCUGGGGGUAUGGGCUUUCAGGACCUUAGAUGCUUCAACCUAGCCAUGCUUGCAAAAAUUGGUUGGCGAAUUAUCAAACACCCUGACUCACUGCUGGCCAUUACUUAUCGGGACAAGUAUUUUAGAUCCUCAGAUUUCAUAAGCGCUGGUGGUGGUAGAGGGACGUCGUGGGGGUGGAAAGGUAUUUUGCAAGGACGGAAAAUAUUGGAGACAGGCAUGAGAUGGCGUAUAGGCAAUGGACAUCAAGUUCAUACCUGUAUAGAUAAAUGGGUACCCUCCCCUUCUUCCUUUAAGAUUUAUUCUAGACACCCAGAGAUACCUAUUUUGGUGCAGGGACUUAUUGACGAUCAAACGAAGAUGUGGAAUCGAGAUCUUAUUUUGCGGUGUUUCAAUAGUGCGGAAGCCCAGACCAUAUUAUCAUUACCUCUUAGCAGGUGGGGCUGUGAUGACAGACUAGUGUGGCAUUUUACUACGCAUGGUGGAUACUCAGUUCGUACCGGCUAUGAACUUGCUCUAACCUUACGGAAAAGUGGUGAGUUGGGGGGGAAAGCGGAAGGGGAGUGCAGUUAUGGAAAUGAUCGGAAGAAAUUUUGGAAGAGCAUUUGGAGAUUGCAAGUACCGCCUAAACUUCGAGCAUUUGUUUGGAGGAGCUGUCGAAAUGCUUUAGCAGUAAAAGGAAACUUGCGGCGUCGAUCAGUUGAUGUUGAUAAUACCUGCGUCCUUUGUGGCUGUGAAGGAGAGUCUCAAGUCCAUAUUUUCUUUCGAUGUGAGCAUGCUAGAGUUUUUUGGUUUGGAAGUUCCAUACAGCUGGAUGCUUCACAGUUGAUUGGGGAGGAGUUUAGUGAGUGUUGGGACAACUUAUUACAGAAGUAUGAGAAGCAUCAGAACUCUCAAGAAAUUUUACAGGUGCAAGAGUAUCGGGUUGCCCGGAUGGCUGCCAAGCCAUUGAUUAACGAGUUACCCCGUCCGCCAGAUCGUGUUCAACAGGUGCCUACUGCGUGGACUAAGCCGCCACAUGGUUGGGUUAAGGCUAAUUGUGAUGGAGUUUGGCUACAGCAGACGCAAAAGGGAGGGGCUGGUUGGGUUAUUAGAGAUUCUGAUGGGUGGCUGGUGCAGACAGGGGGUGUAAGGGGAUUAUGGGGUAGUACGGCCUUAAUGAUGAAGGCGGAGGCGAUAAGAGAAGCGUUGCUGGCUUGCAUUAGGGGUCGACUGGUGUAUGUGGAGAUUGAAUCUGACUCGAUGCAAUUGAUCCAGAUGCUUAGAGGGGAGUGUCAAGUCGAUGUUGCGGUGGAGGCUAUGGUGUUCGAUAUUAAGGUGCUUGCUGGCAGGCUCCAACAGGUUGUUUUUUUAGCUACUCCCCGUCAGUGUAAUAAGGCAGCGCACGAGGUUGCGGCCUUUGUGUCUAGAGUAGGUGAUAACCACAUUUGGGACCGAGUGUGGCCCGAGUGGAUCUUUGAUAUUUUAGUUAGUGAUGUAAACUUAGCUAUUCGUCUCUAA
Messenger RNA from Prunus armeniaca (apricot), 2085 nucleotides. The record is from the annotation of a GenBank genome assembly. Lineage: Eukaryota; Viridiplantae; Streptophyta; Magnoliopsida; Rosales; Rosaceae.